This is a messenger RNA of Medicago truncatula (barrel medic), 1865 nucleotides long. Its product is annotated as E3 ubiquitin protein ligase DRIP2. Gene Ontology annotation, molecular function: ubiquitin-protein transferase activity. The transcript has 7 exons. Bases 344 to 1630 code for a protein of 428 amino acids. The record is from RefSeq and is a predicted model, not a curated record. NCBI's taxonomy places the organism in Eukaryota, Viridiplantae, Streptophyta, Magnoliopsida, Fabales, Fabaceae.
UUGCUUAGAGGGUUGUAACAAUUGUCAUUUUUGGUGGUGUCUAAGUUCGAAUCAACUGAGUCGAGUUCACGAAAAUGUUGUUGGGUUGAGUAAUUAUAAGUAGAUAGAGUAAGUAGCGCAGAAAAAGCGUUGUUGGGUUUCUUUGAUAGUGAGUGAGUGAGUGAGUCGCGUGCGUUGUUACGCUCGCUCGCUAACUCGCUGUUUCUUGUUGUCGUCUUUGUCUUUCUUCGUGCAACAAAACAACGACAUUCGAUUCCAUAACCGGGUCGGUCUAUAUCUAUCUAUCUAUCUAUCUAUCUACGUAGUUUCUUCUAGGAUUUGAUUCGGUGAGAGAAAGAAGAAGAUGGUUGUGAAAGUGAAGAGAGAAAAUCUUGAAGCAUGCAUGACAUGUCCUCUUUGUCAUAAGCUACUCAAAGAUGCUACAACCAUAUCUCUAUGCCUUCAUACUUUUUGUAGGAAGUGUAUACAUGAGAAACUUUCAGAUGAAGAGGUUGAUUCCUGUCCGGUAUGCAACAUUGAUCUGGGUAUCCUUCCUGUCGAAAAACUCAGGCCUGAUCACAAUCUGCAAGAUAUUAGGACCAAAAUAUUCCCAUGUAAACGACAAAAGGUUAAAGCCGAAGAAGUUGUUCCCUCAACACCCCUGCCACCAAAAAGGAAGGAAAGAUCACUUUCAUCAUUGGUGGUCAGUGCUCCCAAAGUUUCAACACAUACCACCUUUACAGGAAAGAGAACAAAAACUGCUACAAGAAAGGCUGCUGCUUUACGUGGAUGCAGUUUUAUCCCUGAAGAAACCAUAAAGAAAGAAGAAACACACAAUGAAGAUAAUCCGGAUUCUUCAAUAGCUGAGACUUCUAAGAAGAAUAGACCCAACGAAGAUACAGACAACAAUAUAGACCUUACAGAAGGGAAGGCUGAUCUCUGGACGCCCUUGAACUGUCUUGUCGAAGCAGCCAAUAGAACAAAGUCAUCCAGAUCAAAUUUACAAGGGACCCCUCUUACCAAAUUAGAGUCUCCAACUACUCCUCAUGGUGGACUAGAGAUGUCUGAAAUUACAACCAAAUCGGAGCCACCUACAUCUGUUCAGGGUGAAUUACACAUGCCUAAAACCAAGAACAAAAGUAAUGGACAUAAAACAAAGUUUGGAGAUGACAAGGGGGGAAACACCAUGCCUUCAGGACCAGUGAAGCGAAAAAGGAUGCGUCCUUCUAAACAGAAGAGAGCAGCAGCAUUUGAGAUGUCUGCCUCAGCACAACUCAUGUUAGAUGCAACAGAGAGCAGGUGCAACAGGAAAAACAAUCCUAUUUGGUUUACAUUAGUUGCUUCAGAAGACCAGAAUGGAGAAGUUUCCUUGCCACAGAUCUCGGCUUGCUACUUAAGAAUAAAGGAUGGUACUGUGCCUGUCUCGUAUAUUCAAAAGUACCUCAUGAAGAAACUUAAUCUUGCUAGUGAAGCUGAGGUUGAAAUAAUGUGCCGGGGUCAAUCUGUGCUCCCAACAUUGCAACUGCAUAACUUAGUAGAUCUGUGGUUCUGCACAGCAUCAACAUCGAAAAAGUUACCGGCAUCUGUGGGCUCUUCGGCUAAGGACUUUGUGAUGGCUUUAUCGUACUGUCGAAAGACCUUACCUCAUUGAGCUUGUCCCCUAUCCUAUCCAUAUGUGUGGACUCUGUUACUUUACAUAGAUAUACAACUACUUGGGGGAAAAAAACUCAGGUGUUCCUACUUGGGAAUUUGUUCAAUGUCGUGGAUCUUUUUGAUUUGUUUUCAUAAUCUCUAAAUGUAUACCCUCCAAUUUUGUACUAUAUAUAUAUGCUUUAUUUGCUAUUUUUUUCUAGGACAUGAAUACUAAAUACUACCAAUUGACUAAA